Zasmidium cellare ATCC 36951 is the source of this 1434-nucleotide messenger RNA. RefSeq lists its product as uncharacterized. The coding region runs from base 1 to 1434 and encodes 477 amino acids. The record is from RefSeq and is a predicted model, not a curated record. Gene Ontology annotation, cellular component: vacuolar membrane. The transcript has 4 exons. Gene Ontology annotation, biological process: amino acid transmembrane transport. Gene Ontology annotation, molecular function: amino acid transmembrane transporter activity. Lineage: Eukaryota; Fungi; Ascomycota; Dothideomycetes; Mycosphaerellales; Mycosphaerellaceae.
AUGAAAACUCCCUUCGAAAAGCAGGAUGCUUCACACGACAAUGUCGAACGAGCCUCUGUCCAUGGCGGCGAAUCCGUAACGAUAUCUCGCCAGUUUCACCAACAAGAUGUUUUCACCGCUCCUCGUCGAGGAGAUGUCAACUUCCGUGGUGUCUCCUGGCCAGCAGCAACGGUGCUGGUCGCAAAGUUUCAGAUUGGUCUAGGAGCGCUGAGUAUUCCCAGCACAUUUCACGUUCUGGGGUUCUUUCCGGGCAUCCUCAGCUUCGUGAUCCUGGCCCUCAUCACCACGGGUGCUGGAUUUGUCUGUGGCAACGCCAGACAAUACUACCCACGACUCCAUAGCAUCGCGGACGCUUCAGACCUCCUAUUUGGCCCGAUUACGAGGGAGGUUGUUGGCUGCGUGUACUACCUUUAUCUCGCCCUAACUACAGGAGCGGGUUUGCUCACCACUUCAGUGGCUCUCAACGCUCUAUCAGAGCACGGAACCUGCUCGGUUGUCUUCGUUGCGGUCAUUUCUGUGGCUUGCUUCAUCCUGGGUACCGGCUUUCGCACCCUGGAACGAGUCGCUUGGAUCAGCUGGGCUGGCGUGACUUGCAUCUUUGUCGCCCUGUGUGUGACAACAAUCGCAUGCCUGGCACAAAAUCGACCUGCAGCAGCUUUACCGGCUCCGGCACCUCUCGACAUGGACGUGUGGGCGUUUCCAGAGGACACGACAUUCACCCAGGCAAUGAUAGCAGUCUCUAACCAGCUGUUUGCAAUGAGAGAGCCUCAGAAAUUUACCCGUGCUCUCGUCAUAGGGCAGAGCUUUAUUGUCUUGACCAACAUUGCCGUUGGUAGCAUCGUGUACGCAAAAGUUGGCCAAUAUCUUGCCAGCCCUGCUCUAGGAUCAGCAGGACCAUUGAUCAAGAAGGUCUCAUAUGGGAUCGCGCUCCCCGGCCUCUUGGUCACAGCCAUCAUCUACAGCCAUAUUGCCGGGAAGUACUGCCUUGUGCGGAUCUUGCGAGGGACACGCCAUUUGCAGUCUAACACAGUGACGCACUGGGCUGUUUGGAUUGGAGCAAUGCCGGUGACCGUUGUGUUCGGUUUCAUCAUCGUCAAUCUGGUGCCUUUCUCCGGCGACUUCUUGAGCUUGGUUGGUGCUCUGGUCAACCCGAUCUUCACCAACGUCGUGCCUGGAUUCAUGAUCUUGUUCUUCAUCGCCAAGCGACCUUCCAAAGUGGUUAAUGGACAGGAGCACUGGGCCUUGCAAAGUCUUCAAAAGGCCAGACAAGACGGGCCGUGGCUUUUGCUCUGGCUGCUGGCCGUUUUCAUGAUCGCUACAGGAGUUUUCAUCAUGGUGGCUGGCACAUAUGCGACCGUUCUCUCGAUCAAGCAAUCGUACGAUGACGGGUCCAUUGGUGGAGUAUUCUCGUGCGCAGACAACUCAAAUACUUGA